ACACACGCACACAGCCAAGUGCACACUCUCUCGCAUACACAACCAAAGUAUUGUCAAGCUGCCAGCGAACUUAUAAGUUCUGUGACACAAGUGUUUAUAGUAUACAGGCACACGCAUCGUACAGGCAUCUAUAUAUGCAUGUUUGCGUGCGUGCGUGCGUGCGUGCGUGCGUGCGUGUGUUUAUGUAUAUAUCUAUGACAAACAGUGAGGAGUCUUAACACGCUUUUAAAAAGUUAUUCUAAAAUGUUCACCUUGGAUAUGUUCUGUCUACUUCAGGAUUAAUAAUGCCUGCGUUUAUGAGGUAGUAGCUGGCUGAAGUGUGACACUUGCAUCCAGCUCUGGUCACAAAACUUUGUGACCAGCUUCAACUGUGAUAUCCGGUCUUGACUGAGCUGUGAAAGAUGGCCGAUGCCAUAAUCUGUUUUCCCUGUUGUUUUACAGUACAACCACAACCGCAAAAAAGGCGGCGAAGAAAAAUCGACGCAAGUAUGAUAGGUCUACCAACAAAUUUCCAACACACGGGACACGUAGGGUCUGGUGAUGUAGGAAAUAGGAGCUAUGGCAUGUCUGGUGAAGAAGGAAGUCGAAACCAUUUAAAUUGCAUUCAGGUCCAGAUGUCUUCCAAAGGGGGUUAUGGCUCCAACUCGCCGGACGGGGGCUUAGACCUUCUUUCGACCGUUGAACAUCAGAUCCCAUUGAAAGAUUUACAAAAAGAGAAUGUUGAGAACCACACUUAAAUAUCAUGAUUUCCUAAAGUGUGCAACAUUUUCUAUUUCAUCUUUUCACACAACAAAUUCCCAAUAUGGUACACAGAUUUGAUUUCAGAAUCUGGGAUAGAGAGAAAGAGAGAGAGAGCACAAAGAAAUGAUCUGCUGCAGCAGCAUUAGCAACUUAAAAUCUUUUCCCUCCAUUUCUAAACCAGUCAUCCUGCUGAUUUACAUAAAUUAAAACUCUGGAUAAUGUCUCAAACUUCAAGAAGCUCUUCACCAUGCGAUGUGUUAAAAAAAAAAAAAUGAAAAAAAAUAAAAGUUGAAAAAUAGAGUACCUGCCAGUUUAUCUACGAUGUACAUUGUUGACCUCAUGGGGUUUUGCUUCUAUUUUUUUUUUUUUUCCUUUUUCAUCAGUGAUACAGUGAGUGAUAUCAACAACAGACACUGCCGCUGCUCUACCGCAGCCUCCGAGCCAGUGAAAUAUGGUUGCUCAUGCAAGCAAUGCAAGGCCUCUGCAAACGUGGAAACAUCUUGCCAUGUUUACAAUUUUUUUCACAUCUCUACGACGAUUCUUCGCAUUAACAAACCAUGCACUCGAACUUACACUCGCACACGUACAAGCACACGCAUGCAGGUACAUUCUUAUUAUGCGAAAUGACUGCCAUAUGGACAGGGCCCUAUAAAUGGUAAAUUCAUUUGUCUCAUAGAAUUUAUAAUGAACAAGGACACCAUCAUUGAUGGUGACUUGUACAGAAAAUGAAAAUGGUUCAGUUUGGCAGCCAAUGUACCAUCUUCUCUGGUGGUAAAAGUACCACAUAUGGGUGAUAUAUGCAUGUAUAUAUAUACAUGCAUACAUGAACUCCUGCAAAAGCAUUCUAUUUGGGUAAAUAUUGCAUUCUCAAGAUGUGGUAAUGCUCUACCAUUUUCAGGUAUUAAAGGUACCCUCCUCUAGUGGUGAUAUGUGUGUAUAUAUACAUACAUAUACACUCAUGCACAUACAUAUAUAUCACCAUCACCUGGUUGUAAAUAUGCUCUCAUCUCGUAAGUAAAGGUGCCAUUUUUGCCUCUACUGUGAAAAUGCCAUCAUCUUUCUCUUCAUAAAGAUUCCAGCAUCCGGAGGUGAAUAUGCAAUCGUCUGCUGGUAAAGGUAACAUCGUCUGGUUGUCAUAUACUAUCGCCUGUUGGUAAAGAUGUCAUCUUGUACUGGAUUUAAAGCUAACAUCCUGUCACUGAUUUCUGCUGAGAUUUUGUUUUUUUUAAUUCUUUUUUUUUUUUUAACUUCACAAACAA
This is a messenger RNA of Octopus bimaculoides (California two-spot octopus), 2000 nucleotides long. Its product is annotated as CDC42 small effector protein 2. NCBI's taxonomy places the organism in Eukaryota, Metazoa, Mollusca, Cephalopoda, Octopoda, Octopodidae. Gene Ontology annotation, molecular function: small GTPase binding. Gene Ontology annotation, cellular component: plasma membrane. The record is from RefSeq and is a predicted model, not a curated record. Gene Ontology annotation, biological process: regulation of Rho protein signal transduction.